AUGACCGCGGCGCGGGUCGCCUUCAGGCCCCGCAGACGGCUGCGUCAUCUGAGGGCGAUCCAGCUGCACGGUCCGGAUUUCGGGGACGCCCUGGGCGCGGGUGGCGUAGGCCAGGCGUUCUACCGGCUGUCCACGGCGCCGGCUGCCCCCUCCGAAAACGGGGGCACCCUGCUCUACACCAGCGAGAAGGUCGACCUGACGAGCCAGCCUGAGUGGGACCCGGUGGACAUCGAUUGGCACGCGCUCGGGCGCGAUGCGGUGCACGGCGCGCACUCCGGGCGGCUGCGUCUCAGCGUGUUCGCCGUGCCUGGGCGCCCGGCGGCCGGCGGGGAGGCCUGCCGGGACGCCGAGAAGGUGUUGGACGUGGUGUGCGAUUUGAACGCGCUGCCCGCGCUGGGGAGCGGCCCCACACCCUCGAACACCGCUCUGAUCAAGCUCUCCGACGGCUGGUACUGUGUGCCUCCUGAGAGAGAUGAUGCGGAGGAUGCUGCCAAAACAGCUGUGGUCCACAAGGCUCUGUGGCCCAAGCCAUCUCCCCCUAAGGAAGACGCCCCUGCCAAUGAGGAUGUGGACCAGGGGCAAUCCCUGGCCAAAGAGGAGGGUGGCCUCAUCCGCUCCUUCCUUCCCAGGAGGCUGUGGCGACACGUGCCUUCAUUUGGGCAUCUGAACGAAGCGGCACGGAGUCUGUCAGACUACUCGGACCCCGAGACACACUCUGCCUCUGCUCCAAGCCCCAGAUCAUCCAGCCCUAACCAAAGCACUGGUGCUGAGAAUGGCCGCAGCCGGGGCACUCGUGUAUAUGACGUUGCUGAGCGCCGGGCGGACAUUCGUCGGCUGAUCACAGCACGAAAGGCACUCAAUGACGUUGUUGAAAGGCACCAGCGGCUGCAGAGGUACGUGUCUGAGAUGUUGGCUGAGCGCAAGAGAAGGCACGAUCAGAUGAAGGAGCUUGCAGAGCUGCGGCAGGAGGCUGAGACGUACCGGAGGCAGUCUGAGGUCGCGCAACAGCAUCUGGAGUCAGCCGCCGCUGACUAUUCCAAGAAACGAAGCUCACAGUGCAGCAAUGGAGCUGUGAUGGGAGAGGCAGCAAGGGCUCUCAAGGGCGCCUGCAGUCGUUGGCAGGAGGCAGAGUGUGUCCUCCAGGGCGAGAAUGGUCUUGGGCAACUGAGAGGUGAUGCUGUGCCCAUGAUGUGCCUAAUUAGCCCCUGGCAUGCCACACCUGCACAGAAUGUCUACAGUUCUCAGUUGUUGGCUUCAAGGGAAUCCGUGCACUGGAAAUCAGGGCUGGGGCUGCCGCCAUGUUGCUGA
This is a messenger RNA of Ostreobium quekettii, 1308 nucleotides long. NCBI's taxonomy places the organism in Eukaryota, Viridiplantae, Chlorophyta, Ulvophyceae, Bryopsidales, Ostreobiaceae. The record is from the annotation of a GenBank genome assembly.